Lutra lutra (Eurasian river otter) is the source of this 2795-nucleotide messenger RNA. It is a transcript of the gene DIPK1C, whose product is annotated as divergent protein kinase domain 1C. The record is from RefSeq and is a predicted model, not a curated record. The coding region runs from base 1 to 2193 and encodes 730 amino acids. The transcript has 6 exons. NCBI's taxonomy places the organism in Eukaryota, Metazoa, Chordata, Mammalia, Carnivora, Mustelidae.
AUGAAGGUAAAAGCGAUGAAGCAGCCCGCAGCGCCCCGGACCCCCGGGAAGGCCUUCUUCCAACGGGGACGCCCGCCCUUCCCGUCCCUGCUGGCCACGCGGAACGGGCGGCGGGCCAGGCCGCGGCCCCGCUCCCACAAGCCGAGGCGCGACUCCCGCCGUCGCCUGCGACCCCCUGCCCCAGCCCCACCCGCGCUCGCCCAGUGCCGCCCGACCCUGCCCGCGGAAGCCCUCACCACAGCGGCUGCCGCGCCGGUUCCGCACCACGUGCCCGGUCACGCCCCUGGCGCGGGCCCGCCUCCGCCGCCCCGCCCACCAAUCCCCGGCCUCGCUCGGAGGGCUGGCUGGGCGUCGGGCCUCGCCCCGCCCCACGUCGCCCCGCCCCGCCCCUUUCACCAAUCACCGGGCUUCUUGGAGAGCCGGCGACUCCCCGCCCCGCCCUGUCCCGCAGAGUCCGGCGGAGGGCAGGUUUCCCAGGCCGGAACCCCAGGCCGGAACCCCAGCCUGCCCCACCCCACCACCCCAGCCCGCUUCUUCCUUCUCAACCGGUUCCGCCGGGCGGGGUUCCGGUCCGUGGACCGUGAGGUCCUGAGGUCCCAGGAGAGGGUCCACGCCCCACCCUCGGGCCUCUCCGGCUGGUCCGGGGCGGUGCUACCUGCCGCGGCCCGACCUGGGUCGCUGGGCCGCCCCAACCCCCUUUCCGAGGGAGCAGGAUUUAAACCCUGCGGUCCCGGGAGAGGGCGCGCAGGCUGUGGCCCGCGGACACUCCACCCCACCCCACCCCACCCCACCCGCAAGACGGGCCGGGCGCUGGCAGCCUGGCGGCCGGGCCUCCCCCACCCCUCGCGCGGCCUCUCCCCCGCGCCCCCUCCCCCGCCGGGCCCGGCCGAGCCGCAGAGCCGCCCCGGGAGCGCCGGGAGCGGGCGGCGGGUCAUGGCGCGGAGCCCGCCCGGGCGGUGCGGGCGGUGCGGGCGGCGCGGGCGGUGCGGGCGGGGCGCGCUGCUGGUCUGCGCGGCGUGGACCGCGGGCUGGGUGCUGGCGGCCGCACUGCUGCUCCGCGCGCACCCGGGCGUCCUCUCCGAGCGCUGCACGGAUGAGAAGAGCCGGCGCAUCCUGGCCGCGCUGUGCCGGGACUACGAGGGCGGGGCUCUGGUGGGAGACCUCUGUGAGGACCUGUGCGUGGCGGGGAAGCUGCUGUACCGGCGCUGCCUGUACUACGAGAGCGGCAAGAAGGUGCUGCAGGCCGACUGGCGCGGCCGGCCCGUCAUCCUCAAGUCCAAGGAGGAGGCCUUCUCCAGCUUCCCGCCUCUCGGCCUGCUGGAGGACACGGCCGAUGAGGGCGCCCAGGACUUCCCGGAGGCUGAGCUGCUGCUGCUGGUGGCCGGCGAGGUCAAGAACGCCCUAGGCCUGGAGCUGCCCGGCGGCAGCCUGGGGCCCCUGUGGCCAGGCGGGCGCGGUCCGCGGUGGCGGGGCCAGCUGGCCAGCCUGUGGUCCCUGCUGCAGCAGGAGGAGUUCGUCCUCUUCAGCCUGCUGCAGGACCUGAGCCGGCACGCCCUGCCCGUGCUGGGCUCCUGCGGCCACUUCUACGCCGUGGAGUACCUGGCCGCCGGCAGCCCCCGCCACCGGGCCCUCUUCCCCCUUGAUGGCGCGGCGGGGGGUGCCCGGGGCGGCCGGGGCCAGGCCAAGGCCGUCAGCGACAUGGCCCUCAGCUUCCUGGACAUGGUGAGCCAUUUUGAGGACGACUUCUCUCACCGUCUCCACCUGUGCGACGUCAAGCCUGAAAACUUUGCCAUCAGGAGCGACUACACGGUGGUGGCCAUCGACGUGGACAUGGCCUUUUUUGAACCUAAAAUGCGGGAAAUUCUCGAGCAGAACUGCACAGGAGACGAAGACUGCAAUUUCUUCGACUGUUUUUCCAAGUGUGAUUUGCGCGUCAGCAAGUGUGGAGCAGAAAGAGUGAAUAGCAACCUGCAGGUCAUCUGUGACAAGAUCUUCCGCCACUGGUUCUCCUCGAGUCUCAGCAGCUCGGCCCUGUCCUUCCCGCUGCAGCGGCAGCUGCGGGAGGCGGUGCAGGAAUGCGCGGACCCCCGGAGCACCACGCGCAGCCCCUCGAGAGCAGCCCCCGACGUGUUCCGGAAGCUUCGGCACCUCCUCCGAGCCACGCAGAGGGAACUGCAGGUCGCAGGGGAGUAGCGGCGGCGGUAGCCUUGGGCGGGUUCCCUCCAGCAGGUUGUUGGAAAGAGGAAACUUCCUCUAGGCCAGCGCCGGGCCCGGCAGGUGCGCCCCUGCUGGUCUGCGGACUCCCUGCCGGCCGCCGCGAGGGCGCCUCUUCCCUCCCAGCCUGGCCUUGUUCUGUCUUGCGGGGCUACUACCUGCCUCGGGCUGUCACCCCUUUAAAGAUGACACAAGGGAGGCGGGCACAGAGCGGUUCCCGUUUGGAGCCUCUCCGUCAGGGAGCAGCGCGGACCAGAGGGGCCAUUACUGUGCAGAAGGUGCUGGUGCUCGCCGUGAGACCGGGAGCUCCAGCUCGCCUCCCUGCCCACAUCACCGCCUUCCAAAACGUGCACGUGUGUGUGCCCACGAGCCAGUGUAGGUGUUGGCACAGGUGCACUCGCAUGAGUGUGUGUGCGUGAGCGUGCACGUGAGUGUGAGUUGUCCCGGCGUGUGCUUGCCGUGUGAGUGUGAGCAGGGGAGUGUGCAAGGCUCUGGGGUAGGGGAAGGGGGUUUCCCAGCGUGCCUUCUGGGACAACCGGCCGAGCUGGAAUUUGGAAUCUGGAAUUACAUACAAUAAAAAC